This is a messenger RNA of Protopterus annectens (West African lungfish), 3214 nucleotides long. It is a transcript of the gene CCPG1, whose product is annotated as cell cycle progression 1. Gene Ontology annotation, cellular component: membrane. NCBI's taxonomy places the organism in Eukaryota, Metazoa, Chordata, Ceratodontiformes, Protopteridae. The record is from RefSeq and is a predicted model, not a curated record. Bases 228 to 2792 code for a protein of 854 amino acids. The transcript is spliced from 10 exons.
CGUCGCUGACUGGGAAGAUUAUUUGUUUUUAGUUCUCGACGUUCCGUGUAAUGAAAAAUAGGGCGUAAUACUACAAUCUCCAGCAUGCUAUGCGGUAGUAUGAUAUCUUAAUGGGUGGAGGUGAAGUUCAGACGUAUCUGGAUUUACAGCUCCGGGAAAAGAGUCAAUGUCACUUUAUUUAAAGUCAGUUUUGGUGGUAUGUGUUAAAUAGAAAGGGUGCUUAAAAGAUGUCCGCUAAUUCCAGUGAUAGUGAAGGAUCUUCAGGCUGGACGAUCAUUAACAAUGAGGGUUCUGAUACUGAGACAUUAGGAUAUGAAAAUGGUGGAGUAGAACAUGACCAAAGUGUUUCAGAAGGACCUCCACCUCAGAAGGAGGAAGAAACCGCAGAUGGAUCCUUGGAAUUGAAAACUGAAGAUAACAGUGUAGCAGGAUCAUCCAUAGAAGUCAUUCCAGUCCCAGUGAUUUCAGACAUUGAAGCUACUCCUGAGGUGCAUGAAGAAAAACUGGAUUUUGAAAGCAGUGUCUGCGCUUGUGCAGCAAGUGAUGACUCUGACAUUGUUACUCUGGAAUCACUUCCUGUUGAGGAAAUAGGACAGCAGGAAUGCGAGAGCCCUGUUGAAGAAAUUGUAGGCCUUGAUGAGUACAAUUUGGGAUCAUCUUCUAGCAGCCAAUAUAACUUUAGUGCACCCAAAAUUGCAUUCACAUCUGAGAUCAGCGCAGAUGAAUCGAGCAGCGAUGAGAGUACUGACAAGCCAUGUUCUUCAGUAAGAAAGAGACGACUUAGGAGUAGUGUAGAGUCUAGCACUGAAACAGAGGUGAGACCAGAUGGUGAACAUGAAGUACAGCAACAGCGACAACAGCAGGGUCAAUUUAGUAGCACUCUGAACAAGUGCAUUUUAAUUGCCCUGGUGGUUGCAAUCAGCAUGGGAUUCGGGCAUUUUUAUGGAACAACACAGAUUAAAGAACGCCAGAGGUUAUUUGAAAAGAUUCGUACACUUCAAAUCAGUGAUGUGAAGGAUGAUGUCUUUGAGGAAGACAAUGAGGGGAGCAAGGAAUCAUUUCAACAGCUGGCUGAAGAUCUAGAGGAAAAGAGAGAUAUGGUGGUGUCGCUGACUGCGCUAAUGAGUACAAUCACUAAAGAAAACCAGCAACUUAGACUUAAGAAAAGUGAGCUACAGUCACAUACAGAAGACCUUGAAGUUCGACUGAAACAAACUGAAGUGGAAAAGCAGUCCCUUGAAUCCCAACAGCAAGGUCUUAAGCUUGAUAAUCAACAGUUAAAAAAUUCCCUGGAGCUAGAAGAAAGGGCUUUAUCUUCCCUACAGGAAGAGUUACGGAAGCUAAGGGAACAAAUCAGAAUCUUGGAGAGUAAAGGGGCAGGUACUGAAUCAAUUCUUGCAGAGAAUCAGAAGCUGAAAGACCACUUAGAAGAAGAAAAGCAACGAAUCUGGAACUUUGUAAAUCAGAAAGAGACCCUUGUAGCUGAAGCACAGAUGUUAAGAAGAGAACUUGAUAAAGAGCGUAAAAUAACUCAAGACUUGAAGGAUAAACUGGAACAGUUGAGCAAUUCUCAGCCUGUAGCUGAUACAGAAGAAGAACUAAAAACAAGCGAAGAGACAGGUGAGCUACAUGCUCGUCUAAGUGAGCUAGAAAGGAAGCUGACCUUUGAACAGCAUCGGUCUGAUCUCUGGGAAAGACUUUAUCUUGAAGCUAAAGAGCAGAAGGAGGAUUCAGGUGCAAAGAAUUAUUGGGAAAAGCAAGGCCAAGGGAAAAAAUCCAAGGAAACUUUGUUCAGCACUGUUCAAGAUACAUUUGACGCUGUGAAGAAUUCAACGAAAGAAUUUGUGAAACAUCAAAAGGAAAAGAUAAAACAGGCCAAAGAAGCUGUGAAAGAAAAUUUAAAAAAAUUCACAGAUUCAGUAAAAUCGACUUUUAGACAUUUUAAAGAUUCUACAAGAAAUUUAUUUAACCGAAACAAAGGUAAGAAAUUUGGUCAAAAGCAACAGAAGACAAAAAAAACAAUGGAUGACUGCCAUAAAAGUGAUGAAUGUGCUCAAAAAUAUGAGAAGCAUCACAAAGCAGAUAAGCAGAAAGACUCCUGGAAGUUUAAGCACAAGAUUUCACCUUUCACACAGACUAAUUAUAAAGAAACAGGAAAGCACGAUACAGAGGAUCUUCAGUCAUCUGCACAAAAUGAAAAUUGGAAAUGCAGCCCAGGGCAUUCUUGCAGCAAACAGGAUGAUGCUUAUAUGAAAUCACAGAAGGGCUGCUCUGGGGUAUUUGAAUGUGCUCAUCAAGAAUCUAUGAGUCUAUUUAAUAAAGCUCUUGAUCCCAUAAAAGCAGAUGAGUUUAGUCAACUACUGCAGGCUUAUGUAAUGCAAGAAGUGGAUAAUUUCCAUCACUGGGCAGAAUUACAAAAAUUUAUCAGCAGAUUUUUUCACAAUGGCAUAUUCAUACAUGAUCAGAUGUUGUUCACUGAUUUUGUUAAUGAUGUUGAAGAUUACCUUGAAGACAUGAAGGAAUAUCAGAAGGGUAGUCAUGAUGUAUUUGAAGAUUUGGAUGAUUACGUAUACAAGCAUUUCUUUGGAGAAGCCUAUGGACCAAGUCAGCCUUACGAAAGGCCACCUUUCAAACAGAGGGAGGGUCCAAGACAUCGAAAACAUAAGUGGAAGCAGCAGUCCCAGCCUCCCUAUAAAAAGGAAAGUAAAUGGAGUAAACCUGGACGACAUGGGCGACAGAUGGCAAAUGUGGAAAUAAAGUUAGGCCCAAUGCCUUUUGAUCCAAGAUACUAGAAGCAUGGCCUGUGUUAUAUUUGUGAUUGGCUCAAAGUAGAUUCUAGUGUUGUAUUGUGGUCACUUUUGAAACUUCUCUGAUUUUCAGACUUUUUUGUGUGUUUAUCAGUGUGCAAGCACUCACCAAACCCUUCAUAUUUGCUUGUUGUGUAAUUUUCCUUUACUGGAUCUUUGACAAGAAAGUGGCACACAUGAUACAAAAAUGCCUUAGGACAGAGCACAUAGUGAUUAUGCUGCAGUUUUGUGUUUGUAUUUUAGCAUUGUGGCUGCUGAUACUGAAUUAAUUGCAAGUUAUGACAGUCGUGUUCUUUGUUGGAUAAUAAUUGUGAGGAGAUUAUAUUCAUGGUACUUACUGUUCAUUUUGCUGUACCAAAUCUAGUACUGAAGGAACUAAUUUGUGAAUGUAUCUGCUAAAAAAAACA